Molecule: messenger RNA, 370 nt
Organism: Spirodela intermedia
Lineage: Eukaryota; Viridiplantae; Streptophyta; Magnoliopsida; Alismatales; Araceae
Source: the annotation of a GenBank genome assembly
AUGUUGAAAUUCAUGUUCCAGAUGUCAUCUGAGAUGGUCAAGCUUAUCUCCAACACUAAGAUGAAGCUUCUGAGCGGCAUAAUGACCUUUAUUCUCAAUUGCCCUCCAACCCGAAGUGUAUGGGGCUUGGUCCUGUCCUCCUACCUAUUUGAUCUAUGUCAUCACUCUGCAGGUGAAAAUUUUCUCCAUUUUGCUGUCAUCCCUGAGGUUCCCAGGAAGAAACCAGUUGACGCUCGUGAUCUUAGCCUACCUCACCCGAGUCGCCACCGAAGCUUUUCAGGUAGUGUGCCUCGUCAUCGGCCUGAAGCCUCUCCAGGCAGUCGUCUCUGCAGGUUUGGCGAAUCUGCUCUCUACCAGAGCCAACUGUUAA